Messenger RNA from Penicillium brevicompactum, 1629 nucleotides. RefSeq lists its product as uncharacterized. NCBI's taxonomy places the organism in Eukaryota, Fungi, Ascomycota, Eurotiomycetes, Eurotiales, Aspergillaceae. The coding region runs from base 1 to 1629 and encodes 542 amino acids. Gene Ontology annotation, biological process: spliceosomal complex assembly; protein phosphorylation; regulation of mRNA processing. Gene Ontology annotation, molecular function: protein kinase activity; ATP binding. The record is from RefSeq and is a predicted model, not a curated record. The transcript has 5 exons.
AUGGAUCUCAUUUGGGAUCUUCUCUAUUACAGCGCUAUCGGCAUUCCAUCCGUCCUCUUUCUGGGGAUCACCAUAAGAUGUCUAGACUUCAUUUUGGAGACCACCAUGGGAUGGCUAGGGAGUUAUGAAGACCCUAGCGAGAUACCAAAAAGCAAAACCUACCAGUCGAAUGAGAGAUUGAUAUUCCCCGCUCAGUUUGGACGCAGGGGGUUCAUGACAAGCGACACAUCAGACGCAUCGAUCGAGGAGAACAGUCUUGCGCCCUAUGGCGAGAAAUACGCCGCCGUCACCCUCGGCGAGGCGAUGCUGGGUCGGUGGCAGAUUGUUGGAAAGCUCGGAUGGGGAGAGACUGCUUCUGCUUGGCUGGCACGAGACGUAUUAUAUGAGAAAUACGCUGUCGCUAAAAUGUAUAAGCGCGAACAAUCUGCCGAGAUGGAACUUGUGGCGUUUGACAAGAUUGAGAAGGGGAACCCUGACCAUCUCGGUCGAAAGCAGCUGAGGCGGAGAUUCGGCGCUCUAAAUCAUAUUCGCGGGGAGGGCGAAUGGCACGAGACUAUCAUCCAGGAGGCUCUUGGUAGCAGCUUGUCUGCGGAAUUACUAGACUUGAAAUAUGACGGAGAAGUUCCUAUGAAAGUCAUCAAGUCUGUGGUGUAUCAAGUCCUUCUGGCGCUGGAUUAUCUGCACACUGAAUGCCAUCUCAUCCAUGCAGGUAUCCAUGGAGAAAACGUAUUUCUCGACCAACCUGACGACUCGGUCAUUGAUGAAUUUGUGCGAGCUCAGCUGAGAGAGUCCCAAUGGCAGGGAGGCGAUCUGGGCGAGAUUAUUCCCCAUUCGAAGCUACUCGGUGCAAGUCAAGACAUCGAUGGAAUCAAGCUAGGAGGCUUGGGCCGGGCUAUGGACGGAAACGUUAAACAAGAGGGUGAUAUUGGCGACGACUAUUGGAAGCUGCGUGAUGAAUCUCGCACGCGUGUAUAUCAAGCACCUGAGCUGUAUUACAAGGGCGGGUAUAGUUAUUCGGCGGAUAUCUGGAGUCUGGGAUGCUGGACUUGGGAGUUGAUGUACGGUCGGGUCUUGUUUGGCGACGACCGUGUCGGUGCUUUGGGAUAUCAAUCGGUUGCUUGGACUAUACAUAAAUUGUUAGGACCUCCACCUUACUUUCUGCGAGAGAGAAUGCUCAAAAGUCGCCAUUUCGACAAAUCGAUGUUUGAGGGUGAUGAUGAAUGGUGCGAUCCACCUCUCUGGCCGGGUGAUGUGGAGCCCCUUCUAGGCGAGUGUCGACUAGGAGAUGAUGAAAGCUGGGCGUUCUUUGAUGUGAUCAAAGACAUGAUUCAAUGGCGGCCGGAAGAUCGAAAGACAGCAAGGGAGAUGCUCGUGCAUCCUUGGUUUUCAGAUCUCGAUGUAUUCUACACCCGCCAAGGAUUGGAUCCUGAGCUGCAUCGGAAACCUAAGGUGAAGCCUGAGUCGGAGCCAGAGUCAAGGCCGAAAUCGGAGCUUGAGUUGGAGCCUGAGCUAAGCCCCAAGCCGAGUCCCAAGUCGAAGCCUGAGCUGAAGCCCGAGUCAACUCCCGAGUCGAGCCCUGAGCUGGCUCCAGCGUGGAAGCCUCAGUUGAAGCCUGAGUCGAGUCCUUAG